Nannospalax galili (Upper Galilee mountains blind mole rat) is the source of this 3796-nucleotide messenger RNA. RefSeq names its product chromobox 7 (gene Cbx7). The transcript has 6 exons. Gene Ontology annotation, cellular component: PRC1 complex. Bases 304 to 1104 code for a protein of 266 amino acids. The record is from RefSeq and is a predicted model, not a curated record. Gene Ontology annotation, biological process: negative regulation of transcription by RNA polymerase II. Lineage: Eukaryota; Metazoa; Chordata; Mammalia; Rodentia; Spalacidae.
CCUGCAGGGCGGGAGCCCAGUCCCGCCACCCGCCGGCCUGCGCGCUCCCGCCGAGCUCCCGCCCCACCCCCUCCCCGCGCGCGCCCGCUCGCCUGCGCGGAGGAAAACGUUGCGCAGGUUCAAAAAUGGAACGUCGGCGGCGUGAGGGAGCGCGAGGGGGUGUGCGCGCGUGCGCGUGCGCGUGCGCGCCCAGCCGAGCCUGACGGGGUCCCUGCUGGCCCGAGCAUCGCGCGCAGAAGCCGCGGCCCCGUUGCUCCACCCCCGGCCCGGCCCGGCCCCGGGCCCGCUCCCCCGCCGCCCCGCAUGGAGCUGUCAGCCAUCGGCGAGCAGGUGUUCGCGGUGGAGAGCAUCCGGAAGAAGCGCGUGCGGAAGGGCAAAGUUGAGUAUCUGGUGAAGUGGAAAGGAUGGCCCCCCAAAUACAGCACGUGGGAGCCGGAGGAACACAUCCUGGACCCUCGCCUUGUCAUGGCCUACAAGGAGAAAUGUCACCAGUGUUUCUUUUUCUUCUGCCACCUGCCUCGCACUCCCAGGGAGGAGAGAGAUCGAGCAUCAGGGUAUAGGAAGAGAGGUCCGAAGCCCAGGCGGCUUGUGCUGCAGCGGCUAUACAGCAUGGACCUGCGGAGUGCCCACAAAGCCAAGGGCAAGGAGAAGCUCUGCUUCUCCCUGACAUGCCCACUCGGCAACGGGAGCCCCAAGGGGGUGGUCAAGGCAGGGCCACCUGAGCUGGUGGACAAGGGCCCCUUGGUGCCCACCCUGCCCUUCCCACUCCGAAAGCCACACAAGGCCCACAAGUAUCUGCGGCUCUCACGCAAGAAGUUCCCGCCCCGCGGGCCCCACCUGGAGAGUCACAGCCAUCCACGGGAGCUCUCCCUGCAGGAGCCACCAGCCCCAGAUGUCCUGCAGGCCGCCAGCGACUGGGAGCCCGCGGAGCAGCCCCCUGAGGAGGAGGAAGCAGACCUGGCCAAUGGGCCUCCUCCCUGGACACCCGCGCUCCCCUCAAGUGAGGUGACUGUGACUGACAUCACCGCCAACUCCAUCACCGUCACCUUCCGUGAGGCCCAGGCGGCCGAGGGCUUCUUCCGGGACCGCAGCGGGAAGCUGUGAAGGACAGUUUUCCACUCUUAGAAACUGUGUUCUUUGGGGCUGGGGUGGGGAACUCCAGAGAUGGGAGGGGCUGGGUUAGAGUAAACAUUUUAUUUAAAAAAACAGCAGAAGCAUGGGGAAGACCCCACCACCCUACCCUAGAUCUGUGAGGGUCCUUUACAGAUGCCUCUGGGACAGGGUGCGGAGGCUAAUAUUCCAGUUUCAUCUCCAGGACAGGUGGGCACAGACCAUCCUAUCUGGUAUCCAUCCCUCUGUCAUCUUGCAGAGGCUGGUUCUAGGAGUCCAAAGAGUCUAGGAGUUCCAGACCCUGCCUCAGACAGCUACCCCAGCCUUGUGGUGGUGACCCCACCCCUGGUUUUUGGCUUGGAUCUUUAUUUUGAACUUUCCACUUCAGCUUUAUGGUGGGACAAGGCAGGCUUUGACCACCACAGGCAAGAUCAAGAUGAAGGGCAUAGAACCCACCCUCCAGAAAGUUCUCUGUCUUCCCAGGGAGGAGGCUGCCUACCCAGCCCCUUCUGAGAGUGCUGUCCCCCCAUCACUGGCCUGUGUGGAAUCUCCCGUGAGCACACCCAGGCAUCCUGGUGUGCACACAAUACCUGCGUGUAUGAUCACACUUGCCCCGUAUGUCUGCCUGUCCACUCGGACUUUGCACACCUUUAGAAACUGACAGGUGAACACAGUGCAAUUCACAGCACAAAUGAACUGGUCACGGCACCCUCACGCCACCUUGCACACCGGUCACGAAACAAGAUUUGCCUACUUCGUUUGUUUGCAGCUGUCAACAGACUGCUAGGGUCUGGCAUGGGCCUGAUGGCAUCUGGUCUCCAGGCAACAGAUGGCCAGGCUGCAAGUGAAUACGUGCCUGCCAGAUAUGGGUGAAGCCACAGGUUCUGAGACACCUGGGCCCUUCUUCCUCUCACAGGAGUUCGUGUCCUUUCUGACUCAGGUGAUCUUUUAGCCCUUCCAACUUCUUUUUUGCCCUCUCCUCCACCUCAGCCAACCUGGGCACCCGUGGGUGCCAGUGGGUGUGGGCAGAUAGGGAGGGAGGGAGUGUCCCGCCACUUUCUCAGGGCAGUCCUUGUCUUCUGUGUCCCUUCCUUAUCCAACCUGAAUGGCACAGCCAAGGCUGACCUCUCCUGCCCUGUGGAGGUUGAAUGUGGUAUGUGGUUGGUCAGGCUACACACAAGCCUAUGACCCCGAUGAGGGGCCAGAGCUGCCUCUGCUUAGAGGGGAGUAGUUUACUAGUUUGCACAGGUGUCCUAUGGGCUGGUACCUUCCCGCCCGAGGAGGAGGCUCCUUUCCUGUCCCAGCCCUGUUAGGAGAAAAGGACAGAAGGGAUGGGAGCCCAGGGGAGCAUUACUUUCCCACCCUUCUGCCAUCUUAGAAGCCAGCGUGACUGGGGAUCAGCACUGUCCCCAAUUCUGUGUCCUUUGGAAGCUAGCAGAAUGUGUGAGCAAGAGUAAGGCCACCCUUCUAUACCCUCUCCUGUUCCCAAACCAAAGAGUUUGUAUCUGUUUCUGCUUGGGGUUCUGUCAGCAAGAUUCUCAAGUCCUUAGACUUUAAUCCCCUUCCUCUUUAAUCCUCAGCUGUUCGGGGUCAACUCUGUGCUUCCAUUGGGGGCAGUCUCCUGUGGGUGACCUGACUCACCUCUAGCCCAUGGGCUGUGGGAACCAGGGAGGGAAGAAAACUGUAGUUGGCUCCUCUGGGCCAUAGCUCCCAACAGAGGAAGUGAGGGUGGGUGGCUGAGGGAUUUCCAGGUGAAUGCCUUGGCUCACAGUGUGGGGUUAGGGGCAGUUUCUAGAGGAUGCCAUGCUCCCCACUCCACCCCCUUGGGGCACAUGGGACCUGUGCUUGUGUACUUGAGGCCCUAGGGGGGCUUUUCUAUAGGCCAGGCAGCUGUCUUGUCUCCACAGUGGCAGGCCAUGACCUUUUCUCUCAUAAGGCCUUUUAUGAAGUCCACCAGCUCUGAGAUACGUGGCCUGGAAUGGGUGGCCCUGAGAUACCUAGCUCAGGGCAAAUGUGGCUUGUGGACUGCCAUGAACUGACUCCCUAGGGAGAACAGCUACAGGCUUUGAGUGGCUAUGCAGGCCUCUCCCAACCCUCCCACCCCACAGCCCCCUACAAGGCCAGUACUCACUCAAGUGGGGAGAGGGCUUCAAAAGCGGUAGCCACCUGUCUGCCUUUCUCCUGGCCCCACCCAUUUGAAUGUAGAAGCAGGGUGGUACUUUUCCCUUGCUCUGGGUUGGGGUGAGGAUGUGCCUCAACCUUUGGUGUGGACAUUCGCAGGGCUACAGCUGAGCCCCUUGGGGCUGUGAUCAUCAUCUGGUAAGGUGGUGAUCCCAUUGCCAAUUCCUCCCACCUCCUACCCCCACUCCCAGGAAAGGCCCUCAGUGUCAUUGAGGUGGGACUUUUGCUUUAUAAGUGGCAGACUGGACCUGGCUGCCAGGUCUCAGCACAAGACUGCUUCCUUUGCACAGAUGAGCUCUGAGCUUUGUUCAGACUACAUGAAUGUAUUUGGGAAGGACUAGGCACAGGCCUUCCCUGAGGGAGUGUGUGCUGGGGAGAAUCAGUGGGUGCAGAGCACGGUUUUAUUUUUGUACUGAUAUUGGUAAGAGACUGUAUAGCAUCUAUUUAUUUAGGUGAUUUAUCUCAUAGAUGAAGCAAAAAUUAUUAAAAAUACAUGAAAGAUGAC